Pelecanus crispus (Dalmatian pelican) is the source of this 540-nucleotide messenger RNA. RefSeq names its product serine palmitoyltransferase small subunit B (gene SPTSSB). Gene Ontology annotation, biological process: endoplasmic reticulum organization; ceramide biosynthetic process. Gene Ontology annotation, cellular component: serine palmitoyltransferase complex. Gene Ontology annotation, molecular function: serine C-palmitoyltransferase activity. NCBI's taxonomy places the organism in Eukaryota, Metazoa, Chordata, Aves, Pelecaniformes, Pelecanidae. The record is from RefSeq and is a predicted model, not a curated record.
UCUCAAAAGCGCUGAAAGCUGAAGAUGGAUAUUAAGCGUGUGAAGGACUAUAUCUACUGGCUGUACUACCAGUACCUCCUGAUCACCUGCAGCUAUGUGCUGGAGCCCUGGGAGCGGUCCAUGUUCCACACCAUCACCGUGACUGUUUUCGCUAUGGUGGUGUACACGGCUUACGUCUUCGUCCCCAUCCACGUCCGCCUGGCUUUUGAGUUCUUCUCCCAGAUAUUUGGAGGCCAGCCCGAAAGCACGGUUUCCAUCAUGAACUGAGCCUGCCUGAGUAGUGAUUAGCAGCUCUUGCAACUUGUGAAAUGCAAUGUCUUCUUCAAUUCUGUGUAUUUAUUCUGAAGCAGUUUUGCAGUUACAAAAAUACCAUUUUCUCUUACAAACCACGGCUUGCUUAAUUACCACAGCUGAAAACCAGAAUAACGCACCGACUACUGGCUGCACAGUCCCUGUUAAAUGAAACACAGGCCAGCUUUUGCUGUGUGAUAAUGACACACAUCACCUGGAAUGCCGCAUUUACCUAAUAUUCAACUGGCU